AUGGAGAUUGUUGAAGAAACUUUGGAUAUGAGUGAAGAAUCUUUGCAUAUUACUGUAGAUGCAGAGAACUUGUCUGAGGCAACCAAGAUUGGCUCUGUCAAGUCAAUGGAGGUCAGAGGAAACAUUAAAAGUCAUCACCAACCCUCAACACCAUCUGCUGUUGUUGGCAACAUAGAAGGAAAUGCAAGUUAUCUUCUUUCUCAGUCUAAGUAUGCCGCUGACGUUCUUCAAAAAGCUCGUAUUACAGAUACUAGAGUGGCUGAUACGCCUCUUGAGCUCAAUGUGCGUUAUUCUCCAUCUGAUGGUACCCCUUUGGAUGAUCCUACUCUUUAUCGCACUAUUGUUGGGAGCUUGGUUUAUCUCACUAUUACUCGCCCUGAUAUUGCCUAUGCUGUUCAUAUUGUUAGUCAGUUUGUCUCUUCUCCCACUACUCUUCACUGGGCUGCUGUGAUUCGUAUUUUACGCUAUCUUCGAGGGACAUUGUUUCAAAGCUUAUUGCUUCCUUCCACCUCCACUUUGGAGCUUCGAGCCUUUUCUGAUGCUAGUUGGGCUAGCGAUCCUUUUGAUCGGAAAUCUACUACUGGUUAUUGCAUUUUUCUUGGUGAUUCUCUUAUCUCCUGGAAGAGUAAGAAACAAUCAGUUGUUUCUCGUUCUUCUGCUGAGGCUGAGUAUCGUGCUAUGGCCUCUACUGCUGCUGAAAUUGUUUGGCUUCGGUGGUUGCUUCAAGAUAUGGGUGUUUCUCUCUCUAUGCCUACUCUUAUGUAUUGUGAUAAUAAAAGUGCCAUUCAAAUUGCUCACAACUCUGUCUUUCAUGAGCGCACAAAGCACAUCGAGUUGGACUGUCACUUUGUUCGCCAUCAUUUCCAGCAAGGCACUAUCUCUCUUCCUUUUGUCUCCUCCACCAUGCAAUUGGCCGACUUCUUCACCAAGUCUCACACUCUUGCUCGCUUCCGCUUUCUUCUUAGCAAACUCUCGAUGCUUAAUACUGUAACAUCGUGAGUUUGACAGGGGGUGUGACAAUUGUAUAGCCAAUAUUAAUAUAUAUUUGAGUCUGUGUCUUUUAAGGGUAGUUAGGUCUUUUACUUAUCUAGGGCAUCUUUAUAUGCCUAUAUAUUGUAAGCUUACAGCUGCUG
Prunus mume (Japanese apricot) is the source of this 1133-nucleotide messenger RNA. The record is from RefSeq and is a predicted model, not a curated record. Lineage: Eukaryota; Viridiplantae; Streptophyta; Magnoliopsida; Rosales; Rosaceae.